Lutzomyia longipalpis is the source of this 2172-nucleotide messenger RNA. RefSeq lists its product as uncharacterized. The record is from RefSeq and is a predicted model, not a curated record. Bases 267 to 1403 code for a protein of 378 amino acids. Lineage: Eukaryota; Metazoa; Arthropoda; Insecta; Diptera; Psychodidae. The transcript has 5 exons.
AUAUUUACUUGACGAUUACCCAACUCUCGCACCAACCUGCGCGCCUCUCACAGUGAUCACAUUCUAAUAGCGCGAUCCGCUGUUGGGAUCAUUCGCGCGACUUCUCAGAGUAUUUUUUAGUUGUGCCUCGGCCGCAUUCCCAAACACAUCGCGUGCCCCUCUUGCUUACACAACCGAUCGCGCGGAAUUGAUUUUCUUCAAUUCAACUGUGUGUGACCCAAAAAACCUCGUUGAUCUCAACUCUGUGCAGAAAUUGCUAAUGCAAAAUGCAUACAUUUGCCAAUGGAUAUAGUUCUGGUGAUGCGAAUGAAAGUCAAUCAGAAGCCCACCAGUACCUCAAUCGACUUCUAAACGAUGGUGCAAAAAAAGAAGUAGAUGUUGAUGUGGAUUCAUACGAAAUUAAAUUACCCUCCUUCUACGACAAAGUCAAAUUUGAGAGGGCGAGGAAAUUCUAUUUUGACAACAUCUAUGGCUUCUUUAUCUCCAAUUUAACUGGCUUGAUAUGUAUUUUGGCCAUUCAGACCAUCCUCAAUGUGCUAAUAUGCACAAAACAGUCAUCUACACCAAAAACUGCAUAUAGACGUUACUUGGCCACCAUACUGCAUAAUGUUAACUUCUAUUCGGCAAAUCCAGAUGUGAAUUCCAAAUGCUACAGAUCAAUUGUGGCUGUGAGAAAGAAGCAUAUAAGAGCUUCGAAAUAUGCUCAAAAGCACGGUAUGGGGAUGGUUACGCAAAAAGAUAUGGCCCUAACACAAUUUGGUUUUCUAGGAUUUGUUCUUGUACAGCCAAAGAUGAUGGGAAUUCGGGAGGAUGGAGAGAAUUUUGAGGCUCUCGUGCAUUUUUGGCGAGUCAUUGGCUAUAUGUUGGGCAUAGAAAAUGAAUACAACGUUUGUACAGACUCUCUGAGCACAACACUACCUAGACUACGGCUUAUAGUUGCAGAUGUAAUAGCACCUUGCCUUAAGAAUCAUCCACAGAAAUUUCAUGAGAUGGUUCAGCCCAUGAUCUCAGGUCUAUGGUGCUUUAAUCCCUUCCUAACUACUCCGGCCUUUACAUACCUCACCUAUCGUGCUGCUGGAGUACCCGGAUACUACUACGGCAAAGAAGAGCAAUCAUUGGAGAUUCAGCGCUACAAAAAUUCUCCGGAAAAUUGUUUGGAAUAUCCGGAAAAUGAUGGAUAUAGUCCAACGUACAAGGAAAUGUCCUGGUGGAGUCGCUUUGUUGUAGGAUUCGUAAUUUACAUCCUCGAAACACUCAUCUAUGGAAGUAUUAUUUUUCGAUGGAUUUUCAACAAUAACAUCAACACAUCCCUUUUCAUUAUCAAAUGGUUUCCCUUCUUGGCUAUCCCUAGAUUUGGUUUUCAAGCAUCAUACGUGCGAAUUCUCACUAGAGAUGAUGAUUGAAAGGAUAGAAUGUUGCUUUUUCUAUAAGAAUUGCAUUUUAAAAGAAAAAUUAUACCCGAUUCUAAAGAGUUUGUUACUCAUUAAGUAUUUUUCAUUGAGCACUAAAACCAGCCGAAAAAUAUUUAAUUCAUUUUACAAUGCUUUUUUUCUUAAUUAUUAGGUCCGGUGUACUAAUAGAAUCUUGCCUAAAACUUGCAUCAUAUGCCAGUUUUUUUUGUUUAGUUUUAUAAAUUAUUGUCUAUUUGAAUAAAAUGUGCAGUAAGAUUAAACUCCUAACAUUGGAGAUUAUAUUUUCGUAGCUCUUACGGUUCAUUUUUGGGUAUUUCUAGACACCUAAAAGGUUUAGAAAACAUGCUGCAAAAUAAUUCAAGUAGAUUAUGGAUCAGAAUAAAACAUAAGGUUGGCUCUUGAACUAUCAACAAACUCUUUAAAUAUCGUAGCCUUUUUUAUGAAAACUCAUUGAUUUUUUUUUAACUAAUAUGUUAUUAGGUACUCAUUCCAAAUUGGGAAUCUUGUGAUAUUGGAUACUCUUUAAUGGAAUAUUUAAUUUUGUUAUUCUGUUUAAAAAAAAUGAAAAGUAUCUUUUAAAAGAAAGAUAACGAUAUUUUAUUAGGAUGCCGAAAUAGUUUUUUUUUUAUUUUAUGAAAUAAUGUAAAAUUGUAUUACCUUUAGUUUUGGAGUUUUAGAUGCUUGAUGUUUAUUUUUGUUGACACGAAUAAUGAACAAUAUCUCCAUUUGGGUAACGAAUAAAUGCACUUUGAUUGCCGAA